GGACCCGCCCGAGAAAUACUUUCGUAUGUGAGCACUUGUACAGACUGUCAAUCACUGUCCAUAUCCUGUUUGCAGCGUUUGGUUUGAUGUUCUUGAGCUUGAGCUGAUAACGGACGAGCAGAUGAGUCGAUGUAAGAGACAAUGCUCCAGUGGAAAACAAAAGGCUGAUUUGGCACAGCUUCCACCCACACUACGAUGGCCGGUAUUGUUCAAGUUGCCCAGGUGUAUUCUGCUAAUACGUUUUCUGAUACUGCCCUGCAGUUUUGCCGAGAGCACACUCAACUACACGGAACAGAAAAAGGCCUUGAGGGGCCUGGUACAGGCAUUUCUCGUCACAUUCAAUGACCUAAGUAUUGAGACGUGGCUCAUGCACGGCACUCUUCUCGGAUGGUGGUGGAAUAAGCAGAUACUUCCGUGGGAUUCCGACAUUGACGUCCAGGUUUCUGAGACAAGCAUGUUCUUCCUGGCAGCGUACUACAACAUGUCUGUAUUCUACCAUCGUAUGCCGGGGAAGCCAAAAGGACGGGAAUAUCUGCUGGAGGUGAACCCCCACUAUCAGAACCGGGGGCAAACCGACAAACUGAAUGUCAUCGAUGCGAGAUGGAUCGACAUGGAGAGCGGGCUUUUCAUUGAUAUCACAACUGUCCGAUACAAUAUGACUCAUCCUGCCGGGGAAGGAAUGAUGAGUUGCAAGGACGGUCACGAAUUCAGGGAUACCUAUUUGUUCCCGUUACGAAGCGCGUUGUUUGAGGGCGUUCGCACAAAAAUCCCAUACCGCUACCGCGAACUCCUGGUCGGGGAAUACGGGGAAAAGGCGUUAUCACUAACCGAGUUUAAGAACCACCGGUUUGACGACGACCAGAUGGAAUGGAUCCCAGUGACAGAGGAGAUGAAAUCUCGGGCGGAUCUCUAGAUUAUGUAAGAGCACAAGGGAGGGGAUCGCGUGAAUGUGGGAGACAGAAAAGUUCACAAGAUGGUGUCUCAAAAUACGGCAAACAUGGAAGCAGCUGGUGUGAGCAAAGAAAAUACCAAGAUUUGGACGAAGGAUGGGCGGGUGACCUCGAAUUGAGAUAGCUUUGUUUUCAAGAUCACCCUGGAAGCAGUUGUCAGAAAUAUGUUGUUAAAGCAACAUUGAGUGAUGAAUUUAAGAAACAGUCAAGCAAGCCAGUUAUCUAGUGCACUACACAUAAAUAAAUACCAAACCUGGAAGUAACCCAAGUUACGUAGGUGGACGUUUCAAUACUUGGCAUCUGAGCCUCAUCGGCAUCCGUUUCA
Messenger RNA from Lasiosphaeria miniovina, 1275 nucleotides. RefSeq names its product LicD family-domain-containing protein. The record is from RefSeq and is a predicted model, not a curated record. The coding region runs from base 122 to 913 and encodes 263 amino acids. Lineage: Eukaryota; Fungi; Ascomycota; Sordariomycetes; Sordariales; Lasiosphaeriaceae. The transcript has 4 exons.